AUGUCUUCGUCAACAGUUCAGACGGUGGAGCCUGUGGUUUGCCAAUUGAAGGGCGAGGUCGAGGCUAAAGAUCUCUCUUAUGGAGCUAUCAGAGAGAAGAUCCCAGCUCACUGCUUUGAGCGCUCCGCUGUGAAGUCAUUCGCGUAUCUCUUUCGCGAUUGCGUCUAUGCCUCUAUUCUUGUGUGGCUUGCUCUGCAGAUCGAUUAUCUGCCCACGCCACUUCUCCGGGCUGCCGCCUGGAUUGCCUAUGGCUUCGCUCAAGGCUGUGUUGGUACCGGAAUGUGGAUCAUCGGUCACGAAUGUGGUCAUGGCUCUUUCUCUGAGUAUCCUCGUCUGAAUGACUUUGUUGGAUGGGCUGUCCACUCUCUUCUGAUGGUCCCCUUCCAUUCCUGGAAGAUCACCCAUGCCCGACACCACCGAUAUCACGGCCAUAUCGAUAAGGAUACGGUCUUUGUUCCUGCUACCGAGUCUGAGGUCAAGAACCAGAAGCCUUCUCUCUACACCCGAUUCGUGGAGCUUGUUGAGGAGACUCCUCUCUACCACGCCGUUACUCUGCUCAGCCAUCAGCUCUUCGGAUGGCAGCUGUACAUGCUGUUCAACGUCAGUGCCGGAAACAAAAGUCUGCCUCCAAAAGGAACCGGCGUCCAGAAGUUCAGAAACAGCCACUUGGAUCCUCUGGGCUCCCUGUUCACCAGCUCUCAGGCCCAUCUGAUUGCCUUUUCUGACCUGGGUCUUCUGAUCGUUGGAAGCACUCUUUACUAUCUGUCGACCUUUAUGGGCGCCUGGAAGAUUGCGCUUCUCUAUGCUGUUCCCUACUUCUGGGUCCACCACUGGCUGGUUGCGAUUACCUACCUUCACCACACCCACCCCGACGUUCCUCACUACGAUGAGAAUGCUUGGACCUUCGUCAAGGGUGCCCUUGGUACCGUCGACCGCCGAUUCGGCUUCAUCGGACGCCACUUCUUCCACGAAAUCAUAGACUACCACGUCAUUCACCACCUGUUCCCCAAGAUCCCCUUCUACCACGCCGAGGAGGCCACCAACGCAAUUGUUCCCUUCCUCGGUGAGAAGUAUCGCAUUGAAGAAGGCUCAUUCCUCAAGUCCCUGGCCGACACUUUCCGCACUUGCAAGGUUGUGACUGACCCUGAUGCGGAGGGCGUUCUGCACUGGAAGUCGCCCGAGAAUGCCAGCAAGAAGCAGAACUAG
This is a messenger RNA of Penicillium argentinense, 1206 nucleotides long. RefSeq names its product oleate delta-12 desaturase. NCBI's taxonomy places the organism in Eukaryota, Fungi, Ascomycota, Eurotiomycetes, Eurotiales, Aspergillaceae. The coding region runs from base 1 to 1206 and encodes 401 amino acids. Gene Ontology annotation, biological process: lipid metabolic process. The transcript has 3 exons. The record is from RefSeq and is a predicted model, not a curated record. Gene Ontology annotation, molecular function: oxidoreductase activity.